ACGACCACCCUUCAGUUUUUUGUUUUUGUUUUGUAUAAUCUAAAAAAAAGGAAAAACAUGAAAAGAAAGCUGGAAGAUGUCGACGCCGUAGAGAAGCCCUCUUCUUCUUCUUCUUCUUCUUCUUCUUCUAUCAUCGCCACUAGCAUGAAUACUACUGACAUAGUGUUACAGACAUCAUCUCCGAAACUCUCACAGAAGCAAGACUACAUCUUCCAUGGGGGGAGACGCCAUGUGAGGCCGUACUACUUCGAGUUCAUCUCUCAUGUGAAUAAACGCUGGACUGGGAAAACAAUCGUGGACUUGUUCGCCGAUGAAUUCAAAGGCAGACCUCGUGACUACUAUGUUGGUGCAGUCAAGUGUGGAAGAAUCAAAGUUGAUGGAGAGACUGUACCACUUUCUUAUAUUGUCAAAUCAUCUCAAAAGAUCACUCAUUUCGUGCACAGGCAUGAACCACCGGUGAUGACUGAUGAUGUAGAGAUCCUUGUCAAAGAAGAUGAUGUUGUUACUGUCUGCAAGCCAGCUUCUGUUCCUGUGCAUCCAUGUGGUCAAUACCGUAAGAAUACAGUUGUUGGAAUCCUUGAUGCUGAGCAUGACCUCGGCCCUCUCUUUCCUAUUCACCGAUUAGACCGUUUGGUUUCUGGAUUGCUCAUCAUAGCAAGAACUGCUGCCAAAGCUGAUUUUUUCAGGAAACAGAUUGAGGGUGGAAUGGUGAAGAAACGUUAUAUCGCAAAAGUUAUUGGCGUGUUCCCAGAAGAUGAGAAAGUAGUCGAUGCCAACAUAAAUUACAAUGGUAGUGAAGGAAGAAGCACAGCAGAGGACGCCAAUUCAAGUGGUGGUGAUAAGAAGGUGAAGGGGAAGCCUGCGUGUACCAAGUUCACUAGAAUCGAUACAAAUGGGACUCACAGCCUCGUCUUGUGUGAACCAGUCACAGGACGAACUCAUCAAAUACGAGUGCAUCUACAAUAUACAGGGCAUCCCAUAGCGAAUGACCCACUUUAUCUAAAUCAACAAGUGGAUAAUCUGGAGACCAAGAUUGCAAAAAGAAUUGAUGCGGAUGAGAGAAAAAUGGCCUCCCCAAACGACUAUGUGUAUUCCAGUGAAGAUUUCAGCAUUGAUCCAAUGUGCACAAACUGCCCAAAGCUUAUCCCACAAGGGUACGAGGAGCAUGACGAGGCUCUUUGGUUACAUUGCGUUCGAUACUCUGGAACAGGAUGGGAAUACGAAUGUCCUUAUCCAUCUUGGGCAUCUCUUUAACCACAUUUUACUUGCCGUUACUUAGACAAUAUAAACUGUAGUUCUUAUUACCAACAUUUAUAGCAACUACAGUACAUUGUAUACGGGUUUUGCCGUUAUGAUCUAAUCAAGUUUGGACUCCAA
Brassica napus (rape) is the source of this 1377-nucleotide messenger RNA. Its product is annotated as RNA pseudouridine synthase 7. The record is from RefSeq and is a predicted model, not a curated record. Gene Ontology annotation, biological process: pseudouridine synthesis. Lineage: Eukaryota; Viridiplantae; Streptophyta; Magnoliopsida; Brassicales; Brassicaceae. Bases 58 to 1254 code for a protein of 398 amino acids. Gene Ontology annotation, molecular function: pseudouridine synthase activity; RNA binding. The transcript has 12 exons.